CUACGGAUCACAUGAUCUAAAAAUGGUAGACACAUGUACAUAGCCAGUCAUUAUUUGAAUCCCCCCUGGACCACCAGUUAAAAGAUGUGAAAUACAGAGUUCUAGUAACAUUACUACAAGAUGGAGAGUGAAUGGUUUGAGAGAGACUCGGAUUAUCUUCUUGUCGAAGGCCAGUGUACAGAUGAACUUCAGUCUCCACUGAGGAGAUCAACCAGGCUGAAGUAUAAUUGUGUGUCUGUGUCGAACAAGCUUGUUGCAUUUGGUUCUAACACAGGAGGCAUCUACAUUUUCUCCAGAACAGACCAGAAACUUCUGCAAAUUGCUUUUGCUGACAAGGAAACAAAUAGUGUAUCAUUAGUGAAGAUAAGUCCACAUGAAAAAUAUGUUGCUUUUGUUAGCUCAAAUAAUGUAUAUGUGUUAGACCUUAAAUUGGAGUCCAGGUCAAAAGCAGAGACAUUACGUUCGACCUCUGACCUUUCUGGUUGCUUGGUUACAAAUCUUCUUUGGGAUCAAACCAGUGCAAAACUCUAUAUAGGAGAUGACCUCGGAAAAGUUUCCAUGAUGCCAGUAUACUCAAACAAGGCAAAAAACCUGUUCAGUAUACCGUUGGAAGUGAUAAUGAAACUUGAUUCAGCUAUUGUACAGCUAGAUAAAGCCGAAGAUAAGAUACUGGUGUCAACAGUAACCAGAUGUUACCUAUGUGAUACCAACAAACAAAAUUACUCACAGAUUGGAAAGAAACUAAGAGAUGGCAACUUUGGUGCCUGUUUUCUGACUCAAGGUUCAUCUGCACCUAUGAUCUACAGUGCUAGGCCAGGAUCCAGGAUAUGGGAGGUUGACUUUGAGGGAAAUGUUUUAAACACACAUCAGUUUAAGCAACUGUUGGCUGUACCACCCAGUCAUGUUGUUAGUCUGGAUCAAAAAUACAGGUCAUCAUCAGAAAAUAGCACAUGCAAAGCACAGUCAGUUGGAUUUCCAAAAUUGAUCAUACUCAGGAACAACUUCUUGUUAACCUGGACUGCUUCAAGUGUGUUUGUCCUUGACCCCAUAAAUGUCAAGGUUAUUCUAUGGACUAAUCAGUUUUCAGGAAUACAGGACAUAUGUUGCCUCGACAAAGAGAUCUAUAUUUUCUUUGAAUCAAUGAAGUUACAGAGCAUAUCUUUCCAAUCUGUUACUACCGUAAUUCCCCUGUUUAUUAGGUCAAAUGAUAUAGAAUCUGCGGCACUUUUGUGCAUCAACCAUAGGAACGUUUUUCUCCUCAAACAUGUUCGGAAAAAAAUAGGCCUGAAUGAGUUAAACAGUAUAUAUGAUAAGCUUGUGUCUGGGAAUAUGGGAGUAUUAGCUGAUCAAAUUCACGAAGUGAUAGUAAAUGUUGAGAACAAGAUUUCCGAUGAGUCUGAAAAUGAGACCUCGGGCUCGGGACGAAGUAGAUCAGGUAGCGCAAUAAGUGGAACAAGUGUUGGAGGUGUGCUUAGUGGUGGAUCAAACAGUGCAAUAACUGGGAACAGCAGUGCAAUAAUUGAGAAAAAUGAAAUUGAAAUGGUUACAUGUGAUGUAGAUCCUAAAAAUCCUGAAAUAGAAAGUGAUAUUAACCAGAAUUUAAACAAAAACCAUAAAGAUGUAAUAAGUAAAGAUGAUAUCAGUUCAGAUAGACCAAGUUUAGAGGACAAGACAGUGAGACCUGACAUUAGUUGCACAAGUAAUGUCCAGAAGCAGUCUAAAUUUGGAAAUGAGAUUGCUGAGGAUGUAAACAAAGUAGAAGCUGUUGAAUAUAAUAAUACAGCUGUUGAAGAUGUUGAAAAUAUCUCGGUUGAUGACAUUGAUGGGAAGUUAGAAGGAGAACAAGAAAUUAUUGAUGAAAGUGUUGAAAGUGAUAAAAGAACAGAAAUAAAUGGAGACAGCUUUGAAGAACAUAUGGAAAAAGAAGGAAAUGGACUAACAGGUAAUGUAGAACUUGGAAAAGAGUAUGAAGAACAAGCCAAAACUGAAAAUGGAGAAGCCAAGUUGAAGGACAGUUUAAAUGGUAGAAAAGAAGAUUUCAAUGAGAAAUUUGUUGACACUAAUACAGUGAAUGGUAUAAAGCAGUCAUUAGAUAUAAAAGAAAACUUAGCUGAACUUGUACCAGAGAAUGAUAAUGGGACUGCGAAAUCUGAUCUUUGCACUGACCAUGGGUAUAAUACUUCAAAUCUACAUGUAUCAGAUGUGAAAGGGACAGUAAGUCCUGUUGCCUUGGCAACAAAUGAUGCUGACGAUGAUUUACACAUGGAAGUUGAAGAUGAUGUUGGAUUCUUGCCAGUUGUAGGCCAGGGAGCUAGAAGAUUGUCUCUAACAAGUUUGUCAAGUGUUGACAGUGCUGAGGUUUACUUAGAUCAACCAUUUCCUAAUGAGUUUGAUGAAGUCUCAGACAAGAUUGCUAUUCCUAUGAAGAGAAAAUCUAGCAAGAAAAAGAACCGCCGAAAAUCCACUGCUUUUGAAACCAGGGAUACUAAGGCUGAAGUGCGGAUGACAAGAUCACAGAGCCUUGGAACCCCAGAUAACAGAGAAAGGGCUGUGUCACCGCAGGGAUCUGUUCACAGUGUUAAAGAGGAAGAUUCUAUUUCUGUAUACUCAAACGAUUCCGUGAUCGAGGAAGGAAACACAGGAUCUGCAAAGGACAUGCCUGACGGCAUUAAUACGAAUAAGUGUGCUGAAUCUAUAAGUAUUGGUUCACCUUUGUCUGUGAGUGGAGAUUUUGGCCAGAGUGAAGAGUUCAGCAAGAGUGCAGAUUACCUCCAGAAUGGAGAGUUUUCUCCAGGGGAGGCUACUCUAUCUCGUUCCUGGGAGAAGAAUAAACAGUCGCCGUCUGCUCCUAAAACAGCCUUACUACAGCUUAAAAACAAAAUGCAGACAAAGGUCACGUCCAGCACCAAGAAUCUGAUAAGAAAUAUCAAAGAGAAAAAUCUACUAACUAAAGCUAAAGAGUUUGCAGAAAAUUUGUCACAGGGAUCUGAAGUUUAUCUGCAUUCAGGAGAAGGUCAGUUUCAUGAAAUUCCAGAUGUUCUGAUGACAUAUCCAAACUUUGGACAGCACUUAAAAGAAACAAAUAAACAGAUUUCUCUACAAACCGAAGAUGUUGAUGUUGUUGAUGGUUUAGAUAAAGCCAUAGUUGACUGUGCAGAGCUUGAAAAAAUUACUUUGAAAACCAAAGAAAAAAUGCUGGAUAUUGAAAUUUUAACAAAUCCAGACACAGUCUACACAGUAUUAUCGGACUGGGUCUCAGUCUUAAACAAAACUUUUCAAGAGUUUCAUUUGAAGAAAUACUGUGAUAUAGAGAAUGACAAAAGUGAAAAUAAUGAGUUGUCAGAGUCUUUAAAAGUGAAUGAGACUGCUUCUCAUGUUAUUGACUGUGAUAUGGUUUUGAAAACUCAAAAUUGUGAAGCAGUCGAAAAAAAUGAUCCCAAAGAAUCAGAUGAGACCAGUCAGGUUAAUGUAGACUGUGACUUGGUAGGGAAUAAGUGUCAGACUGAUAAACAUAGAAUUGUAAGAAAUUCUGAAUCUGUGAUUAAAAUACUCAGUGACAGGGAUUUUUGUUACCUAACAGACCCUCUUUGUAUUUCUUCAGAUCUCUUCCAAGAUGUUUGUGAACUUACUCAAGCUUGUUUUGAUAUUGGUUGCCAUGGUGACAUUUUAAAAUUUAUUGAAUUUAGAUUCUGUGAAAAGAACUUUCCAGAAAAUAAUCAUGAUUUACCUGAUGCUGAAAAGGUUGUUACUGAUGUUAGUGAUACUGAUGUUGUUAUAAAAGCUGAUAAAGACUACACUGAAAAUUUGGAAACUGCCACUUCCAGUGAAAAGAAAUGUGCCACUGAUAAUGGGAGAGAUUGUGAUAAAAGCUUUCCUUGUGACGAUGAAGAACAUUCGGAUAAAAACAAACUUAAAGAGGAUCUUGAUGAAAGUGAAAUUGGAACUGAGGCAUCAAAUUUGCCAGAAGUUAAGCAUAAUAGUCUUGGUGAUGAAGAAGUUGAAAUAGAAAAUCUGGCUAUAGAUAGUAGGACUGCACUAACAGGUGGCAAAUCAAAUGCAGAAAAAUUGCAAUUACCUAAUGAGCAGAGUUGUGAAACUAACAGUGCUAAUGGAACUGACAAACAUUUCGGGACUGAUUUUAAUGAAGCUGCCAAACAAAAGGAAAACGGUAUAACUGGUUUAGCUAAUGAUGAUGAAAUACAGGAUAAAGCGAUGGCAUUUUUCGUGAGGUGCUAUUUUCCCUAUCUAACUGUAUUUAGAGUUAGAGAGGAGACAUUGAAAGGAAAAUGCUGUUAUAAUGUAUGGAGUGCCUUAGUGACUUGUAUGGAAGGGAAGGCAAGGUAUGAUGGAGAGAAGUAUGGAAUUGAGGAUAAAUCUAUCAUUCAGUAUUUGUUGGAGAAUCAGGCUGUCACAGAUCAAGGGGCCAUGUUAUUGGGACACAUAUCAAACUUGUUUCACAGCAAUCUGGGAUCUGUAGUUGAUAUUUGUGUGAGAAGUCAUCCAUUUGUACACCCUCUAGAUGUGAUGUACUUGUGUAGACACCACCAGGUUGCCGUGGAAACAGUUUUGAAACAAUACAUGAUCUGGAUGACCAUGGAUGAAACUUCUGCCAUUAAAAAGCAGAUUCUGUCAGACAUUGGCAAACAUCUCGAAGUUUGUUUAGUAUGGUCAGAAUUGUUACUGUCCGAAAAUGAUAACACUUCUACAGGGAUGGAUGAAAAUGGGUGUCCAAGAUGUAUGGCUCACAAGAUGGAGAGAAAGAAUGAGGCUUUGAUAGAUGAGUUCACUAGUCAUAUACAAGCAGCUGAUGAUCAACAAAUGCUCCUAGAAAUGUUCAGAAAACACGGAUAUUGGGUUGGUGUUCUGAAGUUGUUGAAAAAGAUUGGACCAAGAUCAGACCAUUUAAAAUUGGUUUUACAGCUUGGAGAUAUUGACCUGUUGACUGGUCAAAAUGAUCUUGGAUAUCAACCAGAGUCAAUUUGUGACUGGCAGGAAGUACUUGCUGCGUACCAGAAGAUAUCAGAAACAGGGAACCAGGCAACACAGGAAGUGAGCUGUGAUUGGUCAAAACUGAUCACAUGGAACAAUCUAGCCGUAUUAUUGGUCAGGCAUAUUGGUUCAGAAGAAGCUUUGUCCCUGCUAGAAAAGCAUGACAUCCCUGAAGGAGUUUUGUCCAAAGACUUUUACCAAGUUUGCCUUCUCUCUGGAAUGGUUCAGAGACAGCAAAAGUUGUUGCUUCAUUCUAUGUUGGAGAAAGUGGAUAGUUAUCUCUGGUCUCAGAGACCUACUGCCCUUACCCCUCAGGUGCAGUAUCUAGCAGCAUUUGAGAAGAAAACUCCAGCUGAAGGAGCUGGUACUGGCAUGCAUACAGACUUACUGCAAGCAAUGGUUGGCAGUUUAAAGGAGAGGGAGACAUUUGAACAAUAUAUGGAGGACCCUGAAUGUCACUGGGGAAUUGAAACCAAGAUCAACUUAUUAUGUCCAUGUUGCUACAUUUCCCUUAAGGAGACAGUUUCACAUGAAGAACCAGGAGUGCUCAUAUUUAGAUGUGGUCACGGAUUCCACAAAUUUUGUUUGCCAAAAAAAGAAUGCAUGUUAUGUGAUGGAGUGUUAGAAGCGGAAACCACUCAGAAAGCCUUUUACAUUUAACCUUUAGCCUGCUGGUGGCAAGUGAUUCUGCCUUUGGGACCAGUGCAAACCAAGAUGAGCCUGCACGGUUGGAAAAUUUUCAUUGAACACCCCUUCAAAUAAUAAAUGGCCGAAAUAAUGAGGCCAACGUGGUAGAUGGGGAAACCCAAGGUGUAACCUCUAGAUAUAAAGAUGUUACUUACUUACUAAAUGGUACUGCCCAAAUUGAAUGAUAUUAGAUAUUUAGCAGGGUAAAGGUUAAAAGAACAACUAUGUUACACUACCAUAAUCUAUUUUGGAGGAGACUAAAAACCAAGUUGUUCCAAGUAUAAAAAAAAAGGAUGUCAGUGACACAGACAGAGCCUCAACAGCACUAAGAUGGGGCAUUUAGUGGAUAUCAUUUAUAUGCCUACUGGAGAAAAUAAAACAUCAAGGCAUUAGUAUUGUUAACUUGCUUUCAUUCUUAUCAAAUACAGUUGAAAAUCAGUGUCUCAAACUUGUUUAUCCCCAAAUUCUGCCUGUCUCGGAAACAUUUUCAAGUCCAGUCCUGAAAACACACGCAAAAAAUAUCAGUUUUAAGUCAAAUUUCGGUUACCUCAGGAGUAAAAUGCUCAAUCCUUUGGAUAAUCAUUUCAACUGUAUGAUUCUGUUAUAAACUUAUGCUGAGGUCAGUAUGCAGUUUUGUUGACACGUCUGACAGCAAUAUGUGCUAGGUCAAUAGUUACUUUACAUACACAAGACAUUAUAUAAAACAUUGAGAAAAUUGGUAAGAUCAGUAUUGCAAUUCCCCCCCCCCCCCCCCCCCCAUUAUCAGGUGUUGUGGACCAAGCAUUCUUCAUCAAUCAGAUAAGACUUAGUGUGCUUAGGUAAAGUGUGUAAUACUAAAGUAUAUAAAACUUACAAUCAGCGAGUUGGUGCGAGAGAAACAUUCUGAAAAUGUUUUAGACUACAGAGCCUUGCAGUAUAAAUAUAUAUAAAGUCAUGUCCUUGUUCACCAUAGAAAUAGGAGAAUAAACGGGUUGUAAGUUUUGCUUAUAUUAAAGCAUAAAAAAAUAUAUACAUAUAUGCUUGUUAUAGCACUGGGAACAAGGCUUGAACAUUGUUGUUUUUUAGCUCACCUGAGCACAAAGUGCUCAAGGUGAGCUUUUGUGAUCGCCGUGUCCGUCGUCGCCCGUCAGUCGUCAACAAUUUGACUGUUAACACUCUAGAGGUCACAGUUUUGACCUAAUCUUAAUGAAACUUGGUCAGAAUGUUACCCUCAAUAAAAUCUUGGACGAGUUUGAUAUUGGGUCAUCUGGGAUCAAAAACUAGGUCACCAGGUCAAAUGAAAGGAAAAGCUUGUUAACACUCUAGAGGUCACAAUUUUGAUCUAAUCUGAAUGAAUCUUGGUCAGAAUGUUACCCUCAAUAAAAUCUUGGACGAUUUUGAUAUUGGGUCAUCUGGGGUCAAAAACUAGGUCACCAGGUCAAAUCAAAGGAAAAGCUUGUUAACACUCUAGAGGUCACAAUUUUGACCUAAUCUUAAUGAAACUUGGUCAGAAUGUUAUCCUCAAUAAAAUCUUGGACGAGUUCGAUAUUGGGUCAUCUGGGGUAAAAAACUAGGUCACCAGGUCAAAUCAAAGGAAAAGUUUGUUAACAUUCUAGAGGUCACAGUUUUGGCUCAAUCUUAAUGAAACUUGAUCAGAAUGUUACCCUUAAUAAAAUCUUGGACGAGUUCGAUAUUGGGUCAUCUAGGGUCAAAAACUAGGUCACGAGGUCAAAUCAAAGGAAAACUUUGUUAACACUCUGGAGGUCACAAUUUGGGCCCAAUCUUAAUGAAACUUGGUCAGAAUGUUACCCUCAAUAAAAUCUUGGACGAGUUCGAUAUUGGGUUAUCUGGGUUCAAAAACUAGGUCACCAGGUCAAAUCAAAGAAAAAGCUUGUUAACACUGUAGAGGUCAUAUUUAAGACUAUAUCUUAAUGAAACUUGGUCAGAAUGUUAAUCUUGAUGAUCUCAACGUCCGUUUUGAAUCUGGGUCAUGUAGGGUCAAAAACUAGGUCACUAGGUCAGAUCAAAGGAAAAGCUAGUUAACACUGUAGAGGCCACAUUUAUGACCAUAUCUUAAUGAAACUUGGUCAGAAUGUUAAUCUUGAUGAUUUAUAGGUCAAGUUUAAAUCUGGGUCAUCCGGGGUCAAAAACUAGGUCAUUAGGUCAAAUCAAAGGAAAAGCUUGUUAACAUUCUAGAGGCCACAUUUAAGACUGUAUCUUCAUGAAACUUAAUCAGAAUGUUAAUCUUGAUAAUCUUUAGGUCAGGUUUGAAUCUAGGUCAUCCGGGGUCAAAAACUAGGUCACCAGGUCAAAUCAAAGGAAAAGCUAGUUUACACUUUAGAGGCUACAUUUAUGACCAUAUCUUUAUGAAACUUGGUCAGAAUGUUGCUCUUGAUGAUCUUUAGGUCAAUAGGUCAGGUGAGCGAUACAGGGCCUUCAUGGCCCUCUUGUUUUCUGUGUUAGUUAAGGUUUAGGAGUAUAUCACCAAAACACAGAAAUAUUUUAUAAAUGAACAACAUCGUUACCAAUAUUUUACCUGACCAUCACAUAAUCUGCCGUACUUUCCCGUACUUAAAAUAUUCUGAAAAAGUUGUCCCCCUUUGAAAAUGAAUGCCAUUUGUAAAGAAAUAAAAAUAAACAAUUGCUGAAAACUGUGUUUUACCUGGUUAUGUGAAAUUUCAACACUCGCAUGCUAUUGCAAAUGCAUCAAAAUGAACAUGUGUAACAGUUCCUUGAAAAUGGUGAAUUUUUAAAGGCGCUUGAUUGUCUGGAAGUGGGGUCCCUUUAGGCAGUUCUUUUCCGGAAUUCAAUGUUUAUAUCAGUAUACUGACACUUGUUUUGUAGUGUAAUAUACACGCUAUUAUUACAAAAACUACAAAACAAGUGUCAGUAUACUGAUAUAAACACUGAAUUCCGGAAAAGGACUGCCUAAAGGGGCCCCACUUCCGGACAGUCAAGCGCCUUUAAAAACUCACCAUUUUCAAAGAACUGUUACACAUGUUUGUUUUGAUGCAUUUGCAAUAGCGUGCGAGUGUUGAAAUUUCACUUAACCAGGUGGAACACAGUUUUCAGCAAUUGUUUAUUUUUAUUUCUUUACAAAUGGCAUUCAUUUUCAAAGGGGGAUAACUUUUUCAGAAUAUUUUAAGUACGGGACAGUAUGGCAGAACAUGUAAUGGUCAGGUAAAAUAUUGGUAACGAUGUUGUUUGUUUAUCUAAACUUUCUGUGUUUUGGUGAUAUACUCCUAAACCGCAAUUGUAAAAUACUCAAAAUAUGAACUUUCAGAAGAUUAUUCUCCUUUGAAUAAUCCAUAUAACUGGUUGCCUUUACUACUAUUAAAUUUUUGUUAUUGCUUGUUUGUGUAUGUUAAACAUCGUUGUGUAUUACAGUAUUUAGGCAAGGUAGUAUUGUUAACCUUUAUAUAUUUAAUUUAAGAGAAAUAAUCUUGCAAAAUGUCCAUUUUGCCAAAUUAGAAAUAUAUGCGCCACGCCAUGAGAAAACCAACAUAGUGCGUUUGCGACCAGCAUGGAACCAGACCAGCUACGCAUCUGUGUAGUCUGGUCAGGAUCCAUGCUAUUUGUAACAGUUUCUCUAAUAGGCUUUAAAAGUGAACAGAAUGGACCCAGACCAGACUGCGUGGAUGCACAGGCUGGUCUGGAUCCAUGCUGAUGUUGGUUUUUUCAUGGUGCGGCUCAUAUUCUGUCAUAUAAUUAUCCAAAUGCCAAUGUAAAAACAUGAUAGCUUGGAAAUCCUGUGCACCACAUUACGUUGGUAACAUAACCUCAGUAUUAAUUUCUGUCCUCUGAAAGGUAAAUAAACAAUGUCACAUGCAGCUUUGUUUACAGUAUUUUUUUGUUUUUGAGAAACACAUGGUCAGUGGUAUGUUCUAAUCAUUCAGGAAAAUGUGACAGUUGUGCAGAAAGAAAAAAAAAACAAAUUUAUUGUGUGUUUUUUUUUAGUUCGACUAUUCAAAGAAACUUCACGUGUCUUAGGGGUUAUAAAAAAAGUUGAUAGCAGGAAGUCCUAUAACUGUUAGACAUGCAUUUUGGCCAAAUAAUGCCCUCUUUUGGACUUAGAAAUUCCUGGUUAAAGUUUUGCGUGCAAGUUACUAUCUCCAAAACAAAUGCAGAUACUGGAUUGAAACUAUGGAUAUGUUAAGAUUUAGUGUAUAUUUCUGCUUCAGGUACAAUUCAAAUAGUCGAGCAUUGGCUGUCUUAUGGACACCUCUUGUUUAUUCAUACGGAUAAACACACAACAUGAAAUUUCAUGCCCACAAUAUUAAACCCUUCCUCAGUAUAUUUUAUCCUUUGAAUAAAGACUGGCUGCAAACAAAGGCCACUAUUUGACUCUUACAUAGGUGGUGUUUUUGGGUUUUACUGUACUUUUAUUUUUAGGUUGUUUUAUUGCUCAUUAACUGCUCAAAUAUCGAUAUGUUUUAAGCCAGUGUUUCAGUUUAUCUAGAGUAUGUACAUCAAUGCAUUACCUAAAUUAUGUGAUGAUUAACCAGAAUUUUAAAAUAUAUAUGUGGUAAAUAUAUGUGCAAUAAAAUGUUGAUCAUA
Mercenaria mercenaria is the source of this 10212-nucleotide messenger RNA. RefSeq lists its product as uncharacterized. Gene Ontology annotation, biological process: developmental pigmentation. The transcript has 29 exons. Gene Ontology annotation, molecular function: protein binding. Gene Ontology annotation, cellular component: cytoplasm. NCBI's taxonomy places the organism in Eukaryota, Metazoa, Mollusca, Bivalvia, Venerida, Veneridae. The record is from RefSeq and is a predicted model, not a curated record. The coding region runs from base 121 to 5649 and encodes 1842 amino acids.